Messenger RNA from Lachancea lanzarotensis, 1086 nucleotides. It is a transcript of the gene NPY1, whose product is annotated as LALA0S05e06018g1_1. Gene Ontology annotation, molecular function: NADH pyrophosphatase activity. The transcript has a single exon. Lineage: Eukaryota; Fungi; Ascomycota; Saccharomycetes; Saccharomycetales; Saccharomycetaceae. Gene Ontology annotation, cellular component: cytosol. Bases 1 to 1086 code for a protein of 361 amino acids. Gene Ontology annotation, biological process: NADP+ catabolic process; NAD+ catabolic process. The record is from RefSeq and is a predicted model, not a curated record.
AUGAGUACUUUGGCUACCCGUCCAAUCACCCACUCGCUACACUAUAGCCAAGAGGUUUUGAAUCGUGUUUCAUUCUUGAGAAAAGACCCGAAAUUUAUCGAAGAAGCCUUAGCUCAUGCCGAAACUGUAUUUAUUCCAUUUGACGAGUAUAUGCCGUUCAUCAACGAACGGGAUGGCAUUAUGGUACGUUUGAAUCGCAAGGAAAUCGAUGAGGUGGUUACCGAGAAAAAAUCCACUCGCAAUCUGGUGUUUUUGGGCUUAUCAUUGUCUGCUAAAUCCAACUUUGUCUACAGCGCCAGAUACCGUGGAACUCCUACUUUUGCCGUAAAUGUGUCUGAUAUCAACUCCAAUUCCUCACCAUUGCGGGAAUUGCUCGAGUCGUAUCGCAGACUAGAGUCUUUCAAAGACUUGAAUCGUCUCACUUUGGAAGAAUCGAGCAUCGUUUCUCAGGCCAGAAUGUACCUGCAAUGGCUCGACACCCACAAAUUCUGCUCUAUUUGUGGGUCCAAAACUCUAGCCGUGGACGCUGGAACCAGAUUGCGAUGUUUGAACGCCACUUGUGUCUCCAACCACCGUGUGUCUAAUGUGUGUUUCCCCAGAACCGAUCCUGUGGUUAUCAGCGCAAUCACGAACAGAGACAACACCAAGGUGUUGCUUUGCAGGUCUGGGGCGCCUCGAAACAAAGAGCGGAAGCUCUACAGUUGCGUGAGCGGGUUUGUGGACCCUAGCGAGACUCUUGAGGUCGCUGUUGCUCGGGAAAUCUGGGAGGAGACCGGUCUCAACACCGAUAAAGUGCAAAUUCUGAUGAGCCAGCCGUGGCCUUUCCCUAAUAAUCUCAUGAUUGGUUGUGUGGCCAUCGCUGACGAUAACCAGAUUCCAGAUCUUACUCACGACCGUGAGUUGGACGAAGUGCGCUGGGUUCCAUGUUCCGUUUUGGAAUCCAUCCUCAAACAAGAAGAAUCCUCUACAGGAUUCAUCGAGGACGAGACUACAGGAUUGAACCUGCCUAACAACAAGUCUGUCGCUUACAUGCUGAUGAACUACAUUGUUGGUCAAAGCCGAAGUGGUGCCGCUGGGUCGAACUGA